AUGCAAGGGUCGAGCAGUUGUCGCCUAAUUGUGCUUGACCACACCUUUCAUGACCGGGGGGGUUACAUGCACACAGCCACCACCACCUUCCUCGCCGCCGUUGCGAUGAGGCUGACUUUGGUUCUCAAUGGCAAUGACUUGCAACUGUUUCUCAGCUUUCUCUUCUUCCUUGUACCAUCGUUCAAGACAAUUUCUCACCACAAAAACAAGGCUCCCAACUACAUCUCUGAUAUCACAUCAUGCUACCGACGUCAGGCUAAAUUCGCGGCUUGGUACGAUGAACCUGAUGAAUCGAGCUCGUCCAUUGUGAAUCCUUUUGCCAAGUGGAGGCCCGCUACGAGGGCGAAUACCCUGGAGGCUUCGGGGGAGAAUGCUUCACCCCUCAGGAUCACACAGACAGACGAUCCGAGACACUAUCGAUCUUCCAGUGGACUGUCGCAUCAUGGCGACUGGUAUGGGGAAGGGCCAUCACAUGCUGACACUACGCCCACUGCGUACCACUCUCGAGCCGAGCACGAAAUUCCAAGGACAUCAAGUCCCGUAAACUACCAUUCAGAGCCCGAAAAGGAUCAGGAUGCCAAUCCAGAAAGUUCUGACCCUGCGCCUAGCCAAGAGACUGGCCUCAAGGAGCAAGAUGGGCGCACACGACCCUCUUCCACCACCAUCCAGCAAUCUGGUCUGAAAAGGUUGUUCGCAAAAGGAGAGGACGCACAAGAGAGCGACGACGACGAGGGCAAGAAGGACGCACAAAGAUUUUCCACAUGGUCACAAAUCCGCGCGACAGUGUUCAAUUCUUGGAUCAAUGUGCUCUUCGCUCUGGUACCGGUCGGCUUUGCGCUUAAUUAUGCCAAUGUGGAUGCGGCGGCCGUAUUUGCCAUCAACUUUGUCGCGAUUAUCCCGUCGACGCGGAUGAUAUCUUUCGCCGUGGAGGAGAUCACCUUCCGGCUGGGGGAAUUGCAAGGGGCAUUGCUCAGCAUAACAUUCAGCAAUGCCACGCAGUUGAUCUCGUCAAUCCUGCUCUUGAAGCACAAGCAAAUGACCAUCCCCAAGACGUCGCUCCUGGGAAGCAUCAUCUCGAACCUGCUCUUCAUGACCGGCUUGUGCUUCUUCUUUGGUGGCAUCAAUCGCAUCGAGCAGGCGUUCAACGUCACCGUCGCGCAGACGGUCAGCAUGAUGCUCCUACUCGCCGUCAUCAGUCUGGUCGUGCCCACGGCGUCACGGCUCAUGGUCUCUGGCGUGACGGACCACGACAUUGUGGUCCAGUCCCGGGGGACGUCGGUGAUCAUACUCAUCUCCUACGCCCUGUACCUCUUUUUCCAAUUGAGAACACACAGGCGCAUAUUCGACACGCCUUGCGAAAAGAAUGCCAGAAUCACCAAAAAGUUGACCCACGUGGUCGUGCCUGAAAGGUUUCGCAAGCGGAGCGGUGUUUCCGGCGGCCGACCGAUCGAGGACAUCUACGAGGACGAACAGGAGGAGGAGGAGGAGGAGGAGCAACCCUCAUUGUCCUUCAUCACCGCGUUCGUCACCCUGGUCGUCUCCACCGUCUUGGUCGCCUUCAACGCCGAGUUCGCCACGGGCAGCGUCCAGAAGAUGGUCCACCAGGCCGGGAUUUCACAGACGUUUGUCGGGUUCGUCAUUUUCCCCCUCCUCUCCAACGACCCGGAGUCCAUCUUCCUCGCCGUCAAGGACAAACUCUACCUCAGCAUAUCCCUCACCCUCGACAAGUGCAUGCAGGUCGCGCUGCUCAUCGUCCCCCUGCUGGUCAUGGUAGCGUGGGCCAUGGCCAACGAAGAGAUGACGCUCGACUUUGACGGGUUCCCCGUCGCCGUCUCCUUUGCUUCGGUCAUCGUCGUGGCCUACGUCGUCCAGGAGGGCAAGUCGAACUGGUUGACGGGCGCCCUGCUGAUCAAGGUUUAUGUGAUUGUCGCACUGGCCACGUACUGUAUCCAUUGA
Molecule: messenger RNA, 1956 nt
Organism: Exophiala oligosperma
Lineage: Eukaryota; Fungi; Ascomycota; Eurotiomycetes; Chaetothyriales; Herpotrichiellaceae
Product: calcium/proton exchanger
Exons: 3
Coding region: 1-1956 (651 amino acids)
Biological process (GO): calcium ion transmembrane transport; intracellular calcium ion homeostasis
Cellular component (GO): fungal-type vacuole membrane
Molecular function (GO): calcium:proton antiporter activity
Source: RefSeq, a predicted model, not a curated record